UAUUUACUGCAGUUGUUUACUUAAAUUAUUACUUUUGCUACUAUUGCAAUUUUAAGUUGCGUUAGUUACUUUAUACAUUGAUUGCACAAUGGAAUACGCUACCAUUGAAGCUGCUAUGCACGAUUUGUGUCGAAUAUGUUUGCAGAAAAUAGAUCAGAAUCAAAACGUGAAUCUGUUCAAUGAAACCGAUGAAUCCAAAGAAAUUAUGGACAAAUUAUAUCACUGUUUCCAAGUUACUUUAUCUGCAGAUAAAGCCAUGCCAUCUUUGAUGUGCGGUGACUGCAUAAAUGAAUUAAACAGUGCUAAUAACUUACGACUUAAAUGCAUGAACCUCAAUGAGAGAUUACAAAUAUUAUACAACGAUUACUUACAAAAUAGCACUAAGGUUGAAAAUGAUCUAUUGUCGUAUGAAGAAAACACAGACUCAGAUUCCCCUAACGAUUAUUUAGAAAAUACUGACCUAAGUAAACAAGCCAGUGAUAAGGUAGAAAGUCAUGAAAGUGAAGUAAAAAAAGUUUCUGAUAGUUUUACAUGUAAUUUGUGUAACAAAGUAUUGAAAACCAAGGUUACACUGUUGAAACAUUAUGUAUCAAUGCAUGAGAAAAGGAAACAUGUUGGUCAAGUGUCAGGAUUUGGUGCGGCUAGACGAUACCACUGCACAUCCUGCUCGUACUCGACACCACACAGCCAGACCUUAGUCAGUCACAUGAGAACACACAAUGGAGAGAGACCAUACACAUGUGAAUGUGGUAAAAGUUUCACCCAGUCAGCCAGCCUUGCUGCACAUCGUAAGACACACAGUACAAGCACAUACUUCACCUGCAGCUUGUGCGGCAAGCAGUUCAAACAUGCAUUUACAAUGAAAAAUCACAUGCGCGUGCAUGAAAUAGCUUCAUUCUCCUGCAAUAUUUGUUUUAAGACAUUGAAAUCUAAAGAAACACUGAAAGCUCAUAUGUAUAGGCAUUAUAAAAUCUGUAAUUACAACUGUGAAGACUGUGGAGACACAUUUGUCACAUCUGCUGAGUUGCAUAAUCACAGAAAGAAACAUAGUGUGGAAAAGAAAAUGCAAUGUCAUUUGUGUGGUUACAAAACACACACUAAGAAAAAUCUAAUUGUUCAUCUGAAAAGACACACAGGCAACAGGACAUUCAAAUGUGACAUGUGCAAUGUAGGCUUUUACACCAAAAGCAAUCUUCGGCGUCAUUUGCGAGUACACACUGGCGACAAACCAUAUUCGUGUCCAACUUGUGGCCAGAAGUUCAGUUACAGUCCAAGUCUGAACAAACACAUGAAAACAAUUCAUGGAGUUGAAUACAAGUGGUCAGACUGGAAAGAAACUAUAGUGAAGCUUGCAGAGAAGGUGGAUGGCAAUCUGCCCGGCUCAACAAAAGAAUUAAAUGUUAAUAAAUAAAAUACCAUUUAAAC
Molecule: messenger RNA, 1425 nt
Organism: Helicoverpa armigera (cotton bollworm)
Lineage: Eukaryota; Metazoa; Arthropoda; Insecta; Lepidoptera; Noctuidae
Product: gastrula zinc finger protein XlCGF57.1
Exons: 2
Coding region: 89-1411 (440 amino acids)
Cellular component (GO): nucleus
Molecular function (GO): zinc ion binding
Source: RefSeq, a predicted model, not a curated record